Molecule: messenger RNA, 663 nt
Organism: Linum tenue
Lineage: Eukaryota; Viridiplantae; Streptophyta; Magnoliopsida; Malpighiales; Linaceae
Source: the annotation of a GenBank genome assembly
GGGAUUCCUCCGGAUCAGCAGCGGCUGAUCUUCGCCGGGAAGCAGCUGGAAGACGGGAGGACCUUGGCGGAUUACAACAUCCAGAAGGAGUCGACCCUUCACCUGGUUCUCCGUCUGCGUGGAGGCAUGCAGAUCUUCGUCAAGACCUUGACAGGAAAGACGAUUACUUUGGAGGUUGAGAGCUCCGACACCAUCGACAAUGUCAAGGCGAAGAUCCAGGAUAAGGAGGGCAUUCCUCCAGACCAGCAGAGGCUUAUCUUCGCUGGCAAGCAGCUUGAGGAUGGAAGGACCCUUGCUGACUACAAUAUUCAGAAGGAGUCUACCCUUCACCUUGUCUUGAGGCUCAGAGGUGGUAUGCAGAUCUUUGUGAAGACUCUGACUGGCAAGACCAUUACAUUGGAGGUGGAGAGCAGCGAUACCAUUGACAAUGUCAAGGCUAAGAUCCAGGACAAGGAGGGCAUCCCACCAGACCAGCAGAGGCUCAUCUUUGCAGGAAAGCAGCUCGAGGAUGGCCGAACUCUGGCCGAUUACAACAUUCAGAAGGAGUCCACUCUCCAUCUGGUGCUGAGGCUCAGGGGAGGAAUGCAGAUCUUUGUCAAGACCCUUACUGGAAAGACUAUCACUUUGGAGGUCGAGAGCAGUGACACCAUUGAUAAUGUCAAG